Molecule: messenger RNA, 738 nt
Organism: Amyelois transitella
Lineage: Eukaryota; Metazoa; Arthropoda; Insecta; Lepidoptera; Pyralidae
Product: caveolin-3-like
Exons: 3
Coding region: 237-683 (148 amino acids)
Biological process (GO): caveola assembly
Cellular component (GO): caveola
Molecular function (GO): molecular adaptor activity
Source: RefSeq, a predicted model, not a curated record
AACAUUGCAAAGGCGAGUGCACAUCCCCGACCGUGGCCUUUGAAGACGUACCGCUCGGGUCCGGCGGUUCCGCCGUCCCAACCUUCCACCGUUCGACUUCGCGAUUCUGCCUCGCCUGUUCUCAUAAGACCAAGCUGAUCCCCGAGGUGCCGGAACCGGCGUCCGCCCCACCGGUUUUGGUGCCGACGCCGGAACCGAUCUUUAAGACUCCGGAACCAGUGACGCGGAUUGAAAACAUGCCGUCGGCUAAGCCAGAGAACACACAGGAGGCGCUGGAAGAUCGGGACCCUAAUAACCUUAACCAACAUGUCCAGGUAGUCUGGGACGACAUAAUCGGCGAACCCGAAGGUGCUAGAAGUCCCGAGUGCGCCUGGAGACUCAGCACAGUCUGCUUCCAAUACGCCAGGAAUGGGUGCUAUACGCUACUAGCCGUCCUCAUAGCACCUCCGUGCGCGUUGGUGCUGGGUUGUGGCUUCGCUUGUCUGGCUUUUGAGCAAAUAUGGUGUACAGCACCAUGUCUUCGUUGUGUGAAGAUCUACUGCGCAUCAUUACGGACGAUGGUGAUGUCAUGUAUGGCAGCCACUGUCGUCCCAGCAGCUGAAGCGGUCGGCCAUAUUUGUCGUCAUGUCAGAGUUAAUUUCCGUCGAGAUGCGCCGGAUGAAAAAGAUCUCCUCGUCGUGUAGUGUAAAUGCACCUUUUUAUAUUUAAAAUUUCGAACGUUGGGAAUGGUCAAUUGUA